AUUGUUACGUUAGAAAUACGUAAGAAUGGUACAGCCAGUGUUUUGCGCAUUUAAAGUUUCGCUCUACUUCGGAAAUAAUGGCUAGAUCAGCUCAUACAGCUUUUUUGUUUCUGCUUCUCACUUUAGUUGGACUUGAACUAGUAUCGAGUCAGAAUAUCUGUCUCUUGAACAAGAAAACCGGACCAUGUCGGGCAAAUUUCCCAAGGUAUUAUUUUGACAGAGUAUCUGGACUGUGUACACGCUUUGUAUACGGCGGAUGUAGGGCAAAUAGAAACAACUUUAGAACCAUUCAAGAAUGUAAAAGGACAUGCGGUUGUACAGCUCCUCCACAAACUGGGCGAUGCAUGGCAAUGAUACCGCGUUAUUACUUCGACCAGCAAAGUGGACUGUGUUAUGAAUUUAUGUACGGCGGAUGCGGUGCUAACGAGAACAAUUUCAGGACCGAGGCGGAUUGCCUGACAGCUUGCAGUUAGGAAACAAACGCUGUAGACAAGAUAAUGCUCUUUGAAAAGACUUCACAUAAUGUCGUAACUUCUAGGCAAUAUAAAUAUCAAUAAGUAAUGCUUCGUGGGUUUUUUUUAAAACGACGUUUCAAGAUAUUAGAAAUAUAUACUGUUUUAUUUGACUUACCUCUUAUUGAUUUAUAAUGCUUAAUUAUAAUAUCUUAUUACAGGUAACCUUUGCGUAGCGAUUCUGGCAGCGAAUCUAAUUUGAAAUAUUUUGUUGUACAUGUUUCUUUUCUUGCGAUUUUUUCUGCUGACAAAGAGAGACCACUUCUUUUGUCAGAAAGCUCUUGAAAUCCCGUAUUUAAUUGAAGGCAAAUUUA
This is a messenger RNA of Ruditapes philippinarum (Manila clam), 826 nucleotides long. RefSeq names its product actinia tenebrosa protease inhibitors-like. The coding region runs from base 78 to 473 and encodes 131 amino acids. The record is from RefSeq and is a predicted model, not a curated record. The transcript is spliced from 2 exons. Gene Ontology annotation, molecular function: serine-type endopeptidase inhibitor activity. NCBI's taxonomy places the organism in Eukaryota, Metazoa, Mollusca, Bivalvia, Venerida, Veneridae.